Macrobrachium nipponense is the source of this 16305-nucleotide messenger RNA. RefSeq names its product alpha-1,3-mannosyl-glycoprotein 2-beta-N-acetylglucosaminyltransferase-like. The transcript is spliced from 12 exons. Gene Ontology annotation, biological process: protein N-linked glycosylation. Gene Ontology annotation, cellular component: Golgi apparatus. Gene Ontology annotation, molecular function: alpha-1,3-mannosylglycoprotein 2-beta-N-acetylglucosaminyltransferase activity. The coding region runs from base 228 to 1643 and encodes 471 amino acids. The record is from RefSeq and is a predicted model, not a curated record. NCBI's taxonomy places the organism in Eukaryota, Metazoa, Arthropoda, Malacostraca, Decapoda, Palaemonidae.
GAUAACUAACCUGACAACAAGACAGAAAUUAGUACCGAAUCCCAAGUGGUGUCGAGAUCGAAGGUUGGCACCGUUCGCACUUUUCUCUUCUUCCUCCUCUCCUUCCUAGGAAAUGACCUGUGUUCAUCUUCAGUAAAUACCAUGGGUUUGUCUCUAUGAUCCACACCAUCGAACCUGUGCUUCUUCGGAGAGUAUUAUGAGAUGAUGAUCGAUUCAUCAUCGUCAUCAUGAUCUGUUGUGAGAUGUUAAAUAGAAAGAAAUGUUAUGAAUUUCUUAAUAUGAGGAAGAAGCAGCUGCUCUUACUGAAGCUUGGCAUUGUUGCCUGGCUCCUGGUUGUAUAUGUACUUUUUACAUAUCAACCAUCAACUCCACAUCUGACACAGGAUGGAGAUAAGGCUCAAUCCUUGACACAUCAGGUGGACAAACUGGAGUCGGAGCUUAGGAAACAGAGUGAUUUCUACAAUUCCUUGGUGGAAAGGCUCAGGUCCCUUCAGAAGCAGCAGGAAGAGCAGAAAAGUCGAGAAGAAGCUGAAGAUCUUGGCUUGCAGGAUCUAAUACCAGAACCUCCUAUACAAGUAUUGCCUGUAUUAUUGAUAGCAUGUAAUCGAGAAUCGGCUGUACGGAGAUCUCUUGAUCUUCUACUGAAGUAUCGACCAAACCAAGAACAGUUUCCUAUUAUAGUGUCUCAGGAUUGUGGUCAUAAACCAACAAGAGAUGCUAUAAUGUCCUAUGGUGAUAAAGUUCAAUUAAUUCAGCAACCUGACUUGAGUGAUAUCGAUGUACCUGUAAAAGAAAAGAAAUUUAAGGGAUAUUUCCUAAUAGCAAGACAUUACAGAUGGGCGUUGAAUCAGAUCUUCCAGAAAUUUUCCUAUGAAGCUGUGAUUAUUGUGGAAGUCUCAAGUCAGCUGGGUGUGACGUCACAGCUGUUGCAUGAUCUUGAUGUUGCUCCAGAUUUUUAUGAGUAUUUCUCUGCAACAUACCAGAUUUUACGUGCAGAUCCCACUCUAUGGUGUGUUUCUGCUUGGAAUGACAACGGUAAACCAAACUUGGUCGAUAUAAAAAAUGGAAGCAGCAUAUUAUAUAGGACAGAUUUCUUCCCUGGUUUGGGGUGGAUGAUGACCAAAGAACUGUGGGAUGAACUUGGCCCCAAGUGGCCUAGGUCAUAUUGGGAUGACUGGGUUCGUGCUCCAGAACAGCGCAACAACAGAGCUUGUAUUCGACCUGAAGUGUCACGGACCCGUACUUUUGGAAAGAAAGGUGUUAGCAAUGGACUCUUUUAUGAAAAGUACUUAAAGCAGAUCCAUCUCAAUGAAGUCUUUGUUCCUUUCACAAAGCUGAAUCUCACUUAUCUUAUAAAGGACCAUUAUGACCCAGUCUUUGACCGGGAAGUACAGAAUAGUCAAGUGGUAUCUCUGAGUGAAGUGAAAUCUGAUCGUUUAUCUCAAGGCAACAGCUAUAAAAUUGUCUAUCACACGAAAGAUAUAUUCAAAAGGACAACCAAAGCCCUUGGCCUUAUGGAUGACUUUAAGGCUGGAGUACCUAGAACUGGCUAUCAUGGAGUUGUGUCUUUCUUCUAUGGGGGCCGUAGAAUUUACUUGGCUCCUAGUAAUAAUUGGCAAGGAUAUAAUCCUUCUUGGAGCUAGCAGUCCUACAUGCUCUACUGGAAUUUGUAAAGACUUGUCUAUAUUGUUAGUAUAAUAUACAGAAAUAUGAGUUGCAUGUUUAUUCUCACUGCAAUAAAUAAUACAGUGUUAACUUUGUCAACCUCACUCAUUUAUUUUAUGUUAUUAAUACCUAUUUUUUUAGUUUCAUAUUACUGCUUAAUUCAAUCUUAGGUAUUUUCAUUUUACAAUUUGAAAUUUUAUUCAUCUUUUAUCAUUGUAAUGCAUUUUUUUCGUGACAAGUUUAUAGCAAGAAGAAUAGGCUCAUAUCUUUGAUUGACAUUCCCAAAGGUAAUCAUUGAAGGCCUUUGUAAUUGGACAAGUAAUAUAAGAAUAUAUUUUGUUAUCUGCUGUUUUAUGCCUCAGAAGUCUAUUCUUGACUUUUUGCUGUUUGAAUUGACCUACUGUAUAGGCUAUUUAACUUAAUUGUGGAUGAGACUGAAAAUAUGAGGUAGACUCAUAAAUUGUGUUUUUUUUAUAUAUGUUAUUCUAGAGACAAAGUUGUGUGUACUGAAAGAUCAGCCUUGUACAGAAAGUUAUGGAAGAAUUUUAUCAAUUUUAUGAGAUAUGUACCAAGAAAGGAAAUCUGCAAAUGAUUUCAUGCUGCUUGUGGUUAGUUCCUAUCUGAUAAUGUGGCCUAUGAAAUCAUGUGGUUUAACAGUGCAAAAGGAACAUAAUAGUGAAAGUUUUUACAAUACUGAUAAAUAAACUUAUAUUAUGAAGUGCAGUCUGUGAGAUAAUUUUUGAAAAAUCUGCUGUUCUGGCUCUGUGUAGGUAAACUCUUUUGUUGUCUCUGUUCUGGAUUAAUGCAAAACUGACAUUGCAGUUAGUGUGUUGGGAUAAGAGAGUCUUAAUAGCUUCAGAUUCUAUUUUCAAUUUAAUAUUAUUAUAAACAUUUGUAUACCUAACAGAAAAAGAGGGACCAGUCAUUGUAGCUAUUGGUUAUAAAAUUUUCAUGGUGGUAUGAAAUAGUUUUCCAUUACUUUUUUAAUUCUUUUAUGAUUAACAAUGGUAUUCAGCAUAAACUACUGUUAUGGCCAGUUCCUGAUAUAUUAGGAUAAUCAUUUGUCUAAAGCCAGUAUUCUUGAGAAUGCAAUGGAUAAAAUUUCCAGCUGGCUUCAUUUUUAUUCAUAAGGAAUGAAUUUUGGUUUUCUUGUUCUUCAUCAGUGAUUUUUCAAAUAGCACAUCUUUUAUUUAACAUGCUCAUUGGCUGUAAAGGUGGACUUAAAAAAUAAUAAACCAAUGUUCUUUAUUUUUCUUAUGCAUGGUUAAAUGAAUAGUUGGAAUAAGAGUUCAAUAGUUCUGUUUGUACUCCUUUGCUAUCUCGGGUAUUAGCAGGUUCAGUAUUCACAUGAUAACUUUGGGGUAUUUGUUGGAACAUUAUUUCUGAAAUUUUAUGCUAAGGUUACUUAUUUAGUUUCAAGGAAACAUAAUAACUAAAAUGUGCUCAGACGUCCUUCAGGUAUGAAAGUUAUAUUUUUCAUUUGAAUUUCUAAGAUGUAUUUUUAAUGAGUUUUUAUUUGUGAAAUUACCAUAGAUUAGAAAGUGUGGGUGAUCAUAUAUCUAGAUUUCAAGCAUUUGCUGUCACUGAACCUCACUAUUUUCUGAAUGCUGGUGCCAGCUGGACUGUGUUAUUUAUUUGGAAAUCACUUUAAAAAAUACCAUUGCUAACAAAAGAAAUUUAAAUAUCAGAACCAAAUCAUGCUGUCAAUUUAUGUUGAUCCCAGUGAACUCUCAAAUUAUACCAAGACUUCUGGGUUGACUUACUAUUUUUAUCAUUAUUGUUUGCUAAGCUGCAAAACUAGUUUAAAAAAAAAAAGUAGAAUCCUGUGACCCCAAGGGCUACAUAAGGUAAAGUAGCUUAGUACAGAAAAACAAAUCAAGAAGUCAGGACAAGACUACAAGAGAGACAGUGACAAAAAGAUGAAAAACUGUAUGCCAGUCUGCUCAGUAAAAGUGCAGGUGUACUUAGUUUGGGUUUCCAGUGAUUCAGCUUCAUGACUAUUGGGAUCAUUUCAUAACUUAGUCGAGCUGGAACAGGUAACUAGACAAUUGUGUAUUACUGAACUUCAUAAAAGAAAAGGCCAUGCCUAAAAUUAACUUCAUGUCUAGCACUGUGUGGUUGAUGAUACUAUAUCUGGGCAGUUCUGAAUAUGAGAAUGAUCAAAAUUAUGAAGAAUUUUGUAGAGAAUCACUGUUGCCAAGUGAAGUAUAUACUUCUUAUAUUUUAAAAUAAAAAACAUAUUAAAUAAAUUUGGGCCUGGUGAAGUCAUUCAUAUUAACAUGUAAUAAAACUGGUGGUAUGUAAAUUGUAAAAUAAAUAUUUGACAAAUAUUUCAUGAUUAAAAGUGUAUUAUGUAAAAAAAAGUCUGUUCAGUAGCAUCGUUGAUAAUUUGGGUGGAGUAGAGUUUUCAAUAUAUGGACAGUGAAUGUUUUUAAAAUAAAUUUGUUUCAGAGAUUUAUGGAUAGGUUGAUAAGCUUCUAAAUUUGAACCUUGAUACUAGAAUGAAAUUUUUUGGUGUGAAGGUAUAUUUGUAAUACUCUUACUUUGGAUUUAUAGAGAUUAUUCGUAAUUCUAUUUUAUUGCAAGGAUUUUGAAAGUCAUUAUUGUUAUUUGAACAGUGUUGGUACCUAGUAUAUCACCACUGGUAUAUUUAUGCAGUAUUUUGGGAAUAUUUUGGGGGAUAAACUUUAAAAAAUGCAAUGACAAAGAUGUUGAAGUUGUAGUUAUGAGUCCUUUAGUGAAAGUUUAGAAGUUAAGAGACUUACUAAGGAAUAAACUUGUUAAACCAGAUGUCAGCCAAUGUUUAGUUGAGAUGUUCUUGAAAUUUAAUGUUUUUGUACUGUAGAAAACAAAGCAUUUUGUAAUGUUCUGCAUUUGUUGCUGUUUUAUUCAAAGGAAAAUUAGUUUCAUGAUUCCAUUCAAAUUUUACAUAUUGAAAAGGCCUUGCACUAUGAAAUGGCUAAAAUUAUUUAUGCAGUAUGUAUUUACUUUUAUUAGUGACAAAACUUUAUUUAACACUUUACCUGUUGAAGUGAUAAGGUUGAACCUUAAAUUGGUUAUUCAAAAGUCGCUCUGAAAUAUCUUUGUUAUAGGAGCCUCAUUACUCUAUACGUUACUAGUACAAAUGUUAGUGUCACUGAUAUUCACCAGAAUGAGUGAACUUAUUUAAAUAAGACUUGAGAAUGACACUGUUCAGUGGCUGCCAUGAUGGCAUUGGGUAACUUUUAUGGAAGUCAGUUAUGGACUGUAGGAAGGUAUGCAAAUUUUGUUUGCACUCGUAAUGCACAGUAACUGUCAUCAUGUGCUCUUUUUGUUUUCCAAUGUUGAUGGAGGAUUUCAAGAUUUAAUUGGACUUUGUUAGAGUUAAAAGUACUUUCCUAGCUGCUGUUUAGAACUCCCAGGUAUUCUUAUAGAAACCCUGUGUUAAUAAGAUAAAACUUACUAUACUGAGUUUUGAUUAAUUAACUGCACGUUUUUUAGUAUUGUAACUACCAGGGUCACAGAUAUGGGAAGUUUUGUUUUAUAGUUUCAGGUAUUUCAUAUUAAUCAUCUUGUUGCUUUAUAAACACGAGAAAAAAUGUGUAUAUUUGUCAUUAGUCUAUUGUCUUGUAGCUUUCUGAACAUUAGGUACGUAUAAGUUUUACCUUCACCUAACAACCUCCUCAUUAAAUGGCACAUUCAUCUUUUAAGAUUGCAUUUUUUCCAGUACUGGUAUCAGGAAGGUAUAUUUUAGAUGACAAUGCUAUUUCAUCCAUAAAAGUUAUGUUCGGCCUUAUACUGUGAGGAGAAUUAUUUUUACAGUGCUGUAAUAUUGAAUAUGUAGAUGGUUGAUAAUGAGAUCUGUGAUGAUAUUUACCUUUUGAGAUUACGUAUAUGUUAGAUGGCUAAGAACACACACAUUAUUUUUUUACUUGCCUCAUGUUUUUGAAAGUUGUUCUAACAGGGUUGUAUGACAAUUGCAGUCUUUUGUAACUGGUUGUGAAGAUAAUUGCAGGCUUAGGUCACUGUUAAGACAAGUUCAGUGUUAAACAGCUGGUUGUAAGUGUAGUUGGCUGUUUUGUUUCCAAUAUUACAAGUAUGUCCAUGUUAUGCAAAAGGUAUAUUCUUGUUCAACUGACAAAGUUUGAUUAACAUGCAAGACAACUUUGGUAUUUUUAUUUCAGUAUUUGUGUUUUAUAAGACUAUCAUGAAUAUAAUAUUUUUUAUUCUAAUUAUGGAAUUCUUACGACUUCAGGGUAAAAUCUAUGGUAGAUCCUUACUUGGAGUGCAAGAAUGUUUAUCAAAUGGAUAUGUGUCAUGAGAAGUUGGCUGCAGUACAUAAACUUGGUUUAUAGUGAACUUUCUGGAGAACCUUCACUGCUUUGUUCAUAGAAAUAAUUAUGGUGCCAACUCUUAUUUGGAACUAAUUUGCUUAAGUCCACAAUUUUCUCUAAGGCUUGAAUAAUUCUUCUGUUAACACCAAAGACUGCUACAAGAACAUUUCAGGCAGUUAUCCAAAGUGCCUCAAUGGCGUGGUCGGUAUGGUGUUGACGUGCCACCUUGGUGGCCACAAGUUCAAUUCUCAGGCAUUCCAUUGAGGAGUGAGAGAUGUGUAUUUCUGGUGAUAGAAGUUCUCUCUCGACGUGGUUCGGAAGUCUCGCAAAGCCGUUGGUCCUGUUGCUGAAUAACCACUGGUUCCAUGUAACAUAAAAACACCAUAAAAACAAACAAACAAGUAUCCAAUUCAAAUAAGCUCCUCUAGUUUGUAUGUUACAGUUUUCUAAACUUUUCAUUUCUUUUCUCAAAUUAUUUUGUUUAUUUCAGUCUUUUUGGUAGGUUCUGUAAGGAAAAAAAUUAAAUGUAAGUUGAAAGAUGUGAUUUCAAACCAAUAUGUGUACAGAGUAGGAUAUUUUAAUGUUUACUUAUGCUUAAAAUGUAAAAGGGUUGCAAGACCAACUGAUUUAAGAAGAAAUUCAGCUUUGCCAAGGUAUGGGGAAGAAUUUUAUGAAGUGAUGUAACACCUGAUUUUACAUCAUUGUUAAGAAUCAACUCUGUCUAAUAAUUUAAAUGAGUUUACUAAUCACUAUAUUAUUAAUGAAUAGUGGGGUAAUUUAGAUCAAUUUGGCUGAAAACUAUAUUGCUUCUUUAUUGCUACCCUGUUUUACUGUAUGCACAAUUUUUAUACUUGCAUCUAAUCCCAUUUAGUGGGGAAAAGAAGGUUUUGUUGAUAAAUGUAUUUUGUAAGAUUCCAGAUUUUUUAUUUUGUAAAUUAUGUGCAGAAUACAUUUGCCAUUAAUGCUUCACAUAGUGGCUUUGCUUUAAGUGAAAUUACAUUUUCAUAAGGACAAUUCACAUUCAAUAUGUACAUAAGUUUUCUUGAAUCAUUUGGUGCAUAGUGUUUAAUAAUGCAACAUCUGGCAACUCAAGAAAGGGGACAGAGCUUCACAGUCAUAAGAUAGCUUGAUUUCAUAAGCUUUCAAUCAUAAAGAUUUCGCAGAAGCCUGUCAUCAGUGAUACUUGAAUACAGCAUUAAUCUUGAUUUGAUUUGAUAGUUGCUGGAACCUUCAAAAAUAGUAAAAUGAAAGUGGGGAAAAGUAAACCAUACGUUAUGGUUCCUCAUAUUUUUCAUAUAGUUUAGUUUGGAAAAUCAAUUUUCAUUGACAGAAUAUUUGCAAAAAAAAAAAGCUGUGUUCCAGUAAAGUAAAAAAUGUUACCACAAAUUAUUUGAGAAAUUAGCAAAUAAUGGAGCCGUGUUAGCCAUAUCAGCUAACUCUGAACUGCCUGGAAUGGGAGCAUAGGUAGAAAUUCUUGAAGUUAACAGGCCACUUUAACUUCGAUAAAGACUUAAUUUGUUAACAUUUGAUCCAUGUGAGCAUCAAAGUCAGUGAAGUGUGACAGUCAAGUAACAUCCAGUGACUUGUUUUCUCGCCCAAAGUUCCCAGGCUCCUUACAUUAUAAAGAACACCCUUGUGAAUUUAACUAGAUUUGUGCAACCUACCUUAAUCGUUAAAACAUUUACUGCCUUUUAACACUGAAAUACAUAAAUUUGUAGAAACUGGAGCAGUUACAAUUUCCACUUACGAUGGGUCAGUGAUAAUCCUGUUCAUAAAGAAAACAAGUAAAUAUAUCUUGAUAUGGAGUACCACAACAAGAAAUUCCCACUUUUGUUCUAGAUCUUUGUGUAUGAAUCCAUUGCAGAAAUUCCAAUUACUUCAUAUGUAUAAAAUGUUAUUAAGUAUUUAAACAUUUUAGUCUUGUAUAUUUAACAUUUAUGUUAUAACUUGCAUCGUUAAGUCAUAUUCUAGAUUAAAUUUAGUCAGUUGCAUUUUUGGUAAAAGAAAAAUAAAAUGGGAAUUUUGAAGAACAAAAGCUAUUGAAAACUGUUACUUCACUAUUGUUGAUGAUAGUAGUACAAGUAAAUAAAAAAUUAAAAUUAAAAUUACUUCUUGGCAUGAAGGAUAUAUUAGUCGUUGCUCAAGGUAGGUCAUGACAUAGUGCUAAAAUCUAAUUCUAACUGGGUAAAAGCUUCAGGGUACAAUAUAGCAGUAGCUCAAGUACCCUAAUUCAUUAUUGAAAAUGGCAGUCAGAAACAAUUAAUAAUUACUAUAGUUAUUAAGUAGUUUAACCGACCUCUCGGCUAAUUCAUUUAGGUUUUACAUGCCUGGCCUAAGAAAUUUGCCUUUAUUUAUAAUAAAAUUUCAUUUUAAUUACAUAAUAAUAUAGUAAAAUUAACAACUUUGUUUAUUGGAAAUGAUGGAGAUUCUGACAAUUUUUCUUUUAACUGAUUUUUCUCCAAAACUUGACCUUGUGUCAAAUAUAUUUUGAACAUUCACAAAUUGACAAAGUGCUACUCUGUAUUCUGUACAUAUAGGGAUUGGGUCAUGUGGGCUAUUCUUCAAGUAUCUAUGGGCCAAACGAGUGAACCACACUUAAAAUUCGUCAGAAUUAUUAUGUACCUUUCCUUUUGAUGUGAUGAAUUACAAAUUCAAACGUUGGACCACAGUAAUCUACUUUAAUUUGUGAUUAGGUUCAUUACUCUUUAUAUUCAGUAAUAGGUUUUACAGAUGUUAUAAAAUUGUUAAUUGGAACAUCUACAUGUAAUCUUGUAGUAUAGUAGCCUUGGCUGCUGUAAUCGGCUUCUGCAUUUUCUUGAAUGCUUAUAUGGGCAGGAAUCCAAUAAGUUUUUACAUGUUUUCAUCAUAACUCUAUGAAAUGAACAUUUAUAUUGUUAUAUAAGAAUAUUUUUUAAUUUUUAAAAAUAAUUUUGAAAGGUUUCUGUAGCACUUCUCGAGUUGCUGAAAAUUACAGUUUCUCCGUUGGUAUAUAUGUUUCGAAUUUUAAUAGCUGAACUUACUGCACAUAAUUCGGAAAGGAAAAUUGGAAUGAUUUGUUGGGUGAUUAGUCUACAAAUUUCACAUCUGAUGAAGAUUUGCACAGAUGGUCAAAUAAAGUCACAUUCAUCAACGUUCUCCAUUUAACCAGUCAGUUCAUUGAGGCUUUGAAAUUAGAUUUCCAUUAUUUGCUUAUCCUUAAACUCCAAAAACAAAACCAUUUGCAUUAAACUAUUUAUCAUUACAGUAUUAAGAAAAUUAUGCCUGCAUGUUAGAAUAUCAUAGGUAGUGUACAGAGAACAUGUAUGACAGUAAAGGUCCACACAAUGCAGUGUACAUAGAUGGAUUCAAAUGUUUUCCAGGUGUUUUGUUGCUGUAUUGCCAAGAAAACUUAGUUCCCAUUACUUAAUAUGGUCUCUGUUUUUGUAGCUUAUUUAUGCACAAUUUGUUUUCUUUUAUUAUUAUAAAAAGUAUGCCUUCACUCACAUUUUUAAUUUUCUUUGAUUCUAGAAUUGCCAUAAAUCUAAUAUUCCUUCCAUAAAUUAUAUGAAGCUUGUGUAAUUGUUAACCUAGGCUGGAUCCCUUGAAAUGUAGGCAUUACAGUAAAUAUAAUGAAGAUGCAGAAGUAGCAGCCAGGGCCACACUAGUUAUGACUAGAUGAGAGAGAAAAUUUCCAUGAAAGGUCAGAUAACUUUGCUGAAGUCUCCAAGGAAAAUACAAAGUGAAAAGAAGAAACACAGAAUAACAAAUGAAAAGCAUACUAAACUCAUAAUGAUGUGGAAGCCAAUAGUAAAAAAAGGAGUGAAAUAUAAAAAUGGUAUUAGCCCAUCUUUGAAAAUAGGGCAACUUGUUGAACAUAGAACUAACAGUAACCUCUCUUGACACAUGAAGGGUGACCAUUAAUCUUAGAAUAUGAAUUUUGUGCAUAGGCUUAAAUGUUACUUGAUAGCAAAUGGCGUAUUAUAAAUAAAAAAUCCCUAAGGAAAUUUUGUCUGGAUCUUCAACAGUCAGUCUAUCCAGUUAUAAAGUGUUUAUAAAGCUAUAAUUUUUACAGAUGUUCCUUUUUUCUUAGCAGUUUUAGCUUGUGGUAUAGUUAAACUUUAUUUUAUAAUUAUGAAUGUUAAUAGUAUUAAAAAAUAAAUACAUUAAGUUCAUGAAUAUGCUGGGAUCCAAAUCUCAUAAAAAAAGUAAAAGGAAUUGUUAAAAUACUGUAAUAUGUACCUCGCACCUGUUAUAUGUGCUGCCCUAUAUUUCAUAAGUAAAAGGAAAAGAACCAAUGUUCAAUAAAGUUAUCUGCGUCGCAUUGAAAAAUCUUAUUUAAUUAAUUAGUGUGGCUUGGAAUAUUUUUUUUAUCUGUGGUUUAUUGACAUAUUUGUGUACUGUAAUAUGUUUAUAAGAAUUUGUGAGGUUCAUUCACAUAUAUUUUUUUGGUUUAUUCUCUUUUUUUUGUCAAUCUAUUGAGGAGCUGUUUUUACUUAUGGAAUCCAGUUAGUAUUAUGAGCUAAAACUCAGUGGCACAUUGAGUGCAGUGUAUUUCCAGGAGAUGGGUUAUAGCAUCAUCUUAUCCUUCUUUUUCUGUAUCUAUACAUUUAUGGUAGUUUUAAAAAUUAAAGAAUUAGUUAGUCAAGCAUAUAAGAUUGCAAGUCAAGCCAUAAGAUUGCAAUACAAUCUUUAAUAUAUGCAUCAGAUUUCAUGUAUUGUUUGUAGAGCAUUUAUAGACUGAAAUUUGAGUGGGAUUAGGAAGUUUACAGAUGCGUCCUUUCAAGUGUACCGAUGGAUUUCUUUAGUAUAAAAAUAUUCAUGUUAAAGCCUGUAACUUAAUUCUAAGUUAAAAAAAAAGCUGUAUGUUCAGAUCAGUGGCAUAAUAAAUAUGCCUUUGUCUAGGAAAAUUUUCCAGCAUUAUAUUUUACAGGUUUUUCUAGUACUGUAACAGUUAAUUUUACAUUAUUAUGUAGAAAGUACAUGGACAUUUUAAUUUCAAAUAUAUUUUUAAUAGAAGAAUUUGAAAGAAUUUGGAAGAAAGUUGAAUUCAACAAAACAGUUUUGUGAAGAGCAAAUUUUCAAGUUUUCUCUAUAAAGUUGUCUAGUUGAAAAAAAGUGAACAUUAUUAAUGAAUGAAUAGGAAAAAUUGUGGGUGAUAUCAGGACCUACAAAAUAUCACUACAUACAUAUAUAUAGUAAUGGUCAGAGAUGGAACACUACAAGAGAUAGAAUAUGUAAUAUUCAGGAAACCUAGCUGUCAAUAGAAAGGGAUAAAGCUAUUGGAAGGAAGCUGGACUAAGAAGACUUUACUGUAGAGUACUAGUCAGAAACCUUUCCCUGAGAACCAGCCCGAGAAGAGUCUACUUAAGACUCAGAGGUUUGGAAAAACUAAGCUCUAUUAAUAAUAGUCAGAAACCUUGGUGAUUUUCGGUGACGAAAUUGGUUAUCGCCGCCAAUAAUAGGGUACCUGUUGGUGUUGAUACAUACCUAACAGAGGCACCGCUAACUGGGUAUUGGGGGCAAAAUCUGGUUAUCGGCAAUUUUCACUUGCCAUCAAGCCGUUGGAACGGGAAACAACAACAACCCCCCCUCCCAACAACAACCAGGGAUUGGCUGUAGUAGUAGUAGUAUUGAGAAAAAAUUACCAGUGUGAUUGGAAAUUCAAGGUUUGAAAACAUAGGCUGUUUAGUAUCAGAUUAUUUGAACUAUUUUAGAAGUGUAAGCUUCUUGCUACUUAUUACUAUAGUUUCCUUGCUUCUGCAAUGGUAUAAGGCUUUGAAGUUCUUAAUUUUACUUUAACAACACCUUGAGAUUUAUGCUUUGCCACUUUCCAGCCUUGCAUGAUUGGUGUAAAGAUGGUGUUUUGAUGUGUAUAUAUUUUGUAGUUGAAGGUUCAAAUUUUUUAAUCUGUUUAACUGUCAGGAUAAUGAAACUAAUUAUCAGUAAAGUGAAUGAACAAUGCUUUCUAUUACCAUUAUUAUGGUAUAGUGAAAUUACAAUGAAUCUGAACUACGUGAUUUCAUUAUUUAUACUUUAGUGCUUCUUCAUAGUAAGGAAUUUUUGUUUUACUUCCUCUUUGCCAAGAUGAAGUUUAUAUUAAACUCAAAUGCCUUUUCUAACAGUUUUUAUAUUUUCUAGACAUAUUUUUCCAAGGAAAUUUUGGCUGAGUAGUUAAACUACAUUUUCUGGUAAAGUAUUUUCUCAUUAUGUAACAAUCAUUAUUCAGUUUAUUACAUAAUAAUGAAAUGGAAAGUGUGCCGUGUUAGAUACACUAUUAGUAAGCAGCUGUACUUGUCUAUUUUUUAUGAGCUAAUUAUAAAGAAUUCUUGUUAAAUGGUUGAUGACAUUCUUCAAGUAUUUAUUUAACAUCAAAUUUGAGGUACUAUUGCAUUUGAUGCAAAAUUUUCAUCCACAACAAGAAAUUGUCACAUAUAGGUUCAUCCUAAGCAGUUUAGUUAUUUGUUAUAGGUUUAUCCUAAGCAGUUUAGUUAUUUGUUAUUCACCCAGUAUACAACAUUAUCCAGCUCAAGUAGUAUCUUUCCUUGACAGUUUAGGUCUAGAAGAUUAGGACUUAGUUUACUAAUGACAUAUUUUGUAAUGUAAAGGUAAAUGGGUCAAGGAUCCUAAUUCUCUCAUCUAGCCCAGUCCUGAGAUACAGAGGGAAGUGGAGUCAGGCUUAAUCUAAAGGUUAUGACCUUCUUUUACACUAUGGGGAGUGUAUGUCAAGGAAAACAUGCAUAUACAGAGUUCUGAAGUUUUUGAAUAAAGGGAAGAUAAAUUAACAGUGUGAGGCAAGCUGCUAGCUCAUCUGACUAGGUGAAAGAAGUGUUGGCUAAUUGGUGUUUGAAAGCCACCAAAAUAGUUAAGGGUCUCUUUGUUUAAAGGAAUAGUGGUUGAAAUUUUAGCUAUAGUAAGAUAAAUUUACUGUAGGAAAUCUUGUAGCAAACUGCAAAAAUCUUAGAAAAUUUUUAUUCUAAACAAAUUGCUUUUAAAUUCAAUCCUGUCAAGAAGGGACAAAAGUAAAAGACACCACAAUAAGACCAGUAUUGCGACAAUAUGGAUGGAAGGCAGGAAAGAACUUUAGAAUUCACAACAAAUGUUUUUGGGCAGAUUUAGCAGUUAGAAGUGUGAUCACCGUGCUCACAAAGGGAACUUCAUUUUUGUUAAACAGAACUGAAGCAUUGAAUAAGGGAGUGGAAAAAUAACAGGUAGAAGCAGUCUCAACAUAGUGUAUAUACUAAAAGGUGUAGACGAGUUACCAGUAUGCAUUAAUCCUAUAAAAUUCACACACAAAAUGUUUUCCUGAGGGCUGGAAUGUAAAAUUCUGCCUAUUUUCAUUAUUUACCUUUUAAGAAAUAUCCUGUAAAUGAAUGCCCAAUAAAUUUCUUUUUUAAGACAAACCUUAAUGGUACGUACAGGAAACUCUAGCUUUACAAUUAGGUUUCUCAAAAGCCAACCAUGGGUGAUUUGUUGUAGCUUGAUAGCAUAUUAAGGAUUUAAGGGGAUACAUUCCCAGCCACUCUAAACUAAGAAUUAUUAAAAGACCCCAAACCAACAGUAGAGCACGUAUUUGCUGAAAUAUACAACUAAUUACACUUUCAACUUGAAAAAAAAAUCGUUAAAAUAUUUUAUAACAGGGAAAUGGAAUAUGAAAAGAAAAUUGAUAAACCAAAGAAAACUCCUGUACUCUUACCAAAAUGCCCUGCUUUUGCCACCUCUAAACGAACACUGGAGCAUGUAAGUUACAUUUGCAAUGUAAAUACUGUACAUACACAUAAUCAAAUAUACAAAUAUUUAAAUUUCAGAAAAUUUUCAUGAUGAAAAAAUAAACAGAUUUAAAGAUCAUAUUCACUAAGCCUUCCAACCCACUGUACAGCAUUUAUUAAUUAUUCACAAAUAUUGUAAUGUAUCCUGCACCUACACUAUUUUUAAAAAUAAAAAAGGUAUUUUAAAGACAAGAAAAUUAUAAUCAAAUAAAUUUUCAGAAAUUGACUAAAACUGAAACAAUUUGAUACUGCAAACACUUCAAUAUGACUUGACGGGAACAUGGUGACUAGUUCUGAUAUAGAAUGGAGCGUAGUAAUGCCAACUUAUUGUCUUCUCUGUCUUUGAACUGCAACUGUGUGUCUCGUUAUACUCAGCUAGGCCACAAUAAAUUUUAGGUAUAAAGUGCUUUUGUAUUAUUUCAACACUUUCAGGGUAAUGAAGGUAACUUGAAAAUGUGUUGAAAUAACACAAAAGCAUUUGAUACUUCUCUUGCAUCUUCUUAUGUGUAUGCAAGUAUGAAUGUACUGUAUAGAUGAUUGAAUUACAUUUAAUGUAUUUGCAUAGUAUUGUGAAAGUAUUCAGUAUAUAUAAAAUUGGUAAUUUUCUAUUAAAGACAGGCCAGCCCUAUGAGAGCUGAAAAUCAGCUCAGUGGUCUGGUUAAACAAUUCUUAUAAUAAUAAUAAUAAUAAUAAUCUAUUAAAGACAAACCCUUUGGGUCAGCUAUAUGAGAGUCAUUUUGUACUUUGGUCUGGUUAAACAGCAUGAAACUAGUAAUAAUAAUAAACUACGAAUCUUACAGUCUUUACAGUACAGCAUUUGCAAAGCACACAAAAUAACAAAUUUUUAAUUUUGUAUUUUUCAUAGCUAACAAACCUGAAGUCAUAACAUUUAAGAAAAAUGUUCUGGCACCAAUUGGAAACUGGUUAAAAAAAAUAAAAAAUUGUAAAUGCAAGGAAUCUGUGGCAUCUAGCAUCCAAUACAAAGUUGAGGUGAAAGCAAGUCAGAGACCAUGUUUGAACCUAGUGAUGCAUUAUGCUUAACGAUACAUUUUAUUUUAGCCUAUUAAAGACAACUGCAACAGUGUUGUUUUUUAAUUUUUUUUAUCAGUUAUAAGAAAUACAAAAUUAUGUACACUACCUUAACUAAGGCUGCAAGUGUACAGUAUUAGAUAAAUUAUCUGUAUUACUGGCAACAGUAAUGUGAUACUCAUGAUUUAGAUGAUGUUGAGCUAAAAAAAAAAUGUAUAAGUGGUCGAAGGGUACAUAUUCAUAUAGAUUUUGAUUGGGGCUACUUAAAUAUUUUCUAACAUAAAUUAAUCAAUCUGUUAUACAGCGAGGGUUGCCCAAAUUUUUGUAGGUAUAUUACUUUCCAUUUUGUAUGGGACACAGUGAAGGCCCUUUCUUUCUGGGAAACAUUUGCUUGACAUGUGCCAAAGUAAAAAGCAAAAACUUGGAAUUUCAGUUUAACUUCCUUUUAUGUAUUAUAUACACAGUAUUGGUUCAGCACUAUUUUCUAGUGGAAUUUCAGUUUUUUAUGUAAUAUCUAAAGUAUUGUUUCAGCACCAUUUUCUAAUGAACUAUUUCAUGCAUUUUAAUCUAAAACUCAUAUCCAUUCAUUUGAGGCAUAUCAUUUCAAAGUUAGUAGGUAAAUUCUUUAUUUUGUGAUGAUGACUGAUCUUGUAUUUUGUAAAAUAACCUACUAAAAGUAUCUAAUGAAGUUGAAAAAAUUUUAUUCUUUGAGGUAUACUGUACAGUAAGAAAUUCUGAAUUAUGUGGUGCUGUAAAGGUUUACAGUAGCAUUAUGACAUUCAUGGUGUAACUAAUUGGAAUACGGUUUUAAAGCGAUUUUCUCUACGUAGUUUGGCAUCACAAUUAGACCUUAGGAAUGUUACCUUCUGAUUCACCUAGGUAUAACCUUUGGCCCUACAAAUCAGCCAAUUCUUCACACUCUAGAUCUCACAAAAUUCAACCACCAUAAAAUGUCAUGAUCCUACUAUAAUCUAGUAAUGCCUACAUUUUUGUGGCAGUUAUAACUGGUGACUGCAAAUAGAUUUGAACAACUACACAGUGUUAAAUUUGUAAUAAACACUGUACUGUUUUUUUAAUGAAUAUAUAUAUUCCUGUAGUUUAGCAAGUGCAUAAUCUCCUAAUCAGAAACGAAUGGAGUUAAAAUGUGAAAAUAUUAAAAGGUUAAGCGCUUGAGUGACGAACUCCAAGAAAUGGAGUGAAGUCCUUAAUGGUUGGUAUUUGGGGCCAGUUCUUCUUAUCGCUGAUGAAUUAUUUGAUGCACGUCACAAGAUUGUGAGUGAAGGCAGGUGAAGGACCUCUAGUUGUGUGUUAUUUCAAAAUAAUAAUCUAUUGUAUCUUGCUCCACUUUAGAAGGUUCAUUUCUUGUGUCACAUGGGCUUAUUUCAUAUUCUUCACCUGUAGUGCUGCACUGACUGUGUGAGGAAGCCAUUGUUGUUAGAAGUAAAACCUGUUGUUUUCCUAUCCUGGUUCAAGUUUUUAUUUGAAUACUACACUUAAUUUUCUUUUACUAAACAUUUUAUAUGUCGUUUCAUUAAAAGUUUAUAUAUAUUAAA